Molecule: messenger RNA, 3222 nt
Organism: Clupea harengus (Atlantic herring)
Lineage: Eukaryota; Metazoa; Chordata; Actinopteri; Clupeiformes; Clupeidae
Product: patched domain-containing protein 3-like
Cellular component (GO): membrane
Source: RefSeq, a predicted model, not a curated record
UAUAGAUAGGCCACUGUAUGUACUCGCAUUGGAGCUCAGAGCGUUGCCUAGGUUGAACAUAUAGACGCUAGAAAUGCCUUCAUGCAACACGAACUGCAUCGUGAAGCCUUUAUCAAAAGGAUUUCAUAAACUGGGUCUUUUCGUGGGAAAACAACCAUGGGUGUUUUUAGUUUUACCUUUGGUGUUAUCAGGAGGUCUCGGAGGGGGGUUUUACUUUCUCGGUGAAAGAGAAGCAAGCGACAUCGAAGAUCAGUUCACACCAACAAACGGCCAGGCUAAGACAGAGAGAGAAUAUGUCAAAACUUAUUUUCCUCACAGUGACGAAUUCUCUCAGUUGAGGCUGAACACAGAAGGGACUUACGCGUCGUUGAUCGUGUUUAGUUAUUCGAACAAUGACCUUCUCUCAAAAGAUCUGUUUCAAAAAGUAAUCGAUUUGGACAACAAAGUACGAAACAUAACAACAGAAUUAACAGGAAGCACCUAUGCAGAUCUCUGUGCGAAUACAAACGGAACGUGCACAUCAAAUGCAGUUUUAGACAUUGUAUCCAAAGCUGACAACACAUCUAUUGAAUACCCACUUCAUCGCGGAGUAUUUUUGGGAUCAACAAUUGGUGGGGUGACCCUAAAACCAAACAGCAAAGCAAUACAAAGUGCAAAGGCAGUUCGGCUUUUCUAUUUUUUAAAAGAUGCCAAAACUGAGAUGGACGAAAGCGAGAAUGGUGCAUGGCUGCAGGCUUUUAUAAAGACAUUUUCAGAAGAAAUCCCAGUCGACAUGAUAUCUGUAUCUCAUUUCACUUCAAUUUCAAGAGAAGAAGAAUUUGAGAGAAAUUCAAAGACAGUGAUUCCAUUAUUCUCCAUUACUUACGUUUUGGCCAUUAGCAUUUCAAUUGCUUCAUGUCUCAGGUUGGACUGUGUGAGAAACAAAGUGUGGGUGGCCUUGGCUGGUGUUCUCUCUGCAGGCCUGGCUGUGCUUACCAGUUUUGGAUUGCUUCUCUUCUGUGGGAUGCCAUUUUCAAUGCCUGUUGCCAGUGCCCCUUUUCUCAUUCUUGGUAUUGGUGUGGAUGACAUGUUCAUCAUGAUCUCAUGCUGGCAGAGAACGAGGGUUCAUGACAAGAUGGAAGAUCGCAUGGCAGAGACGUACGAGGAGGCAGCUGUCUCCAUCACCAUCACCACUCUGACUAAUGUCCUGGCCUUCUACAUUGGUCUCUUGACGCCUUUUCGCUCUGUACAGUCCUUCUGCACGUACACCGGAACAGCCAUCCUCUUCUGCUACAUCUACAACAUCACGUUCUUCGGUGCCUGUCUGGCACUGAAUGGACGACGAGAGAAAGGCAACAGACACUGGCUGACAUUCAGGAAGGUUGAAACUCCAAAUGAAUACGAGAAGAGCAAUGCCUGCUCAGUCGGUGGUGCUUAUGAUCCUCAGACAGGUGCGGAGGAGGAAAUGCCCAUCAAUUUCUUCUUUAAAAAGUAUUAUGGACCAUUCUUGACUAAUAUAUGGACCAAGGUGUUUGUGGUUUUUCUCUACGCAGGGUAUCUGGCUGGUAGUAUUUAUGGCUGUUUUCAAAUGGAAGAGGGCAUACAGUUGAAAAAUCUUGCACCUGAUGAUUCGUAUGUCGUUAGCUAUUAUGACAAUGAAGACAGAUAUUUCUCGUAUUACGGCCCCUUUGUCAUGUUAGUCAUUAAAGAUGAAAACUUCCAGUAUUGGGAGAAAAGUGCUCGUGAAAACCUCGACAUGUGCCUGAAAGAAUUUGAAUCCUCUGACUUUGUUGCCAAAAACAUGACUAUAUCUUGGCUUGACUCUUAUGAGCAAACUGGUUUAAAUAUUUCAGAUAAAAAUGAAUUCAUGAGAAACUUGCCCACAUUUCUUAAUAUAUCAGGUUUCUAUCGGGAUGUUAAUAUUUCUAGUGGAAAAAUACUGGCCUCUCGAUUGUUCAUCCCCAGUAUUAACAUCACCACUACAAUUGACGAAAAAAACAUGUUGAAUUUUUUCAGACACACAGCUUCCACUUGUGGGCAAAACAUGGAUCUGUUAGUCUACCACCCUGCCUUCAUUUACUUUGAUCAGUAUGCAGUCAUUGUUAGCAAUACUAUCCAAAAUAUUCUAGCAGCUACCGUGGUGAUGCUUGUAAUUUCUCUUCUGUUGAUUCCACAUCCUGUCUGUUCUCUGUGGGUGACCUUUGCCAUUGCCUCAGUUAUAGUGGGUGUAGCUGGUUUCAUGGCUUUGUGGGAUGUUAAUCUAGACUCCAUCUCUAUGAUCAACCUGGUAAUCUGCAUUGGCUUUUCUGUAGAUUUCUCUGCACACAUUUCCUAUGCUUUUGUGUCAAGCAGCAAAAAAACACCUGAUGAAAAAGCCAUAGACGCUCUCUACAAUCUUGGGUAUCCAAUUAUACAAGGAGCUGUCUCUACUGUUGCUGGUGUUGUUGUCCUCUCAGCAGCAAAGAGCUACAUCUUCAGAACAUUCUUCAAGAUCAUGUUUCUAGUCAUCUUGUUUGGGGCUGCCCACGGUCUUGUGUUUAUCCCAGUGUUUCUAACGUUCUUUGGAGUUUGUGGCAGUAGUGUUGAAGAGGAAAAGCCUCUCAGGGAACAUGUUGAUACCCCUGGGGUCCAGCCAGUGAGGGCUGCUACUCGAAACACAACACAAUAGCCUAGCCAGAGAAUUCUGAAGGAAACACUACAUUUUAAUGUUGUUAACUGAAUGUUAAUUCAAACGUCUGCUACUAUUGAUGCAAAACAAUCAUUUUACUACCAUAAUCAUCUUGACUUUCCGGGGAGACAAAACUCUUACUACAGAAGUAAUCCUCACUGUCCUUAAGCUCUAGUUACUUUGAUACAGUGAAAAUAUAUUUUUGUAUCUUCAUAGUUUAAGUUUACAUAAAGACUUUAGACAGUUACUUUUUGGGAGGAACUGGAACUGUGUGUAAAUGAAUGUACUGGUUUGAUAUACACAGAACAUAAUGUAAUAAUCAGCUACAUUCACUGUUGUUUGCAUGAAACAUUUUGUUUGUGAGAGCUUUGUGUCAUAAACACUCUUUAAAACAUUUGACCUUUAACUAACCUUUCCUCAUUAGUCAGUCAGUGUGUUAAUGCUGAUGCUUCAGCAUGUUUGUGUUACCAUGGUAAACUGUCAACCCACGCUGUGCUUGUAAGAGUCAUAUUAUGUAUGCAUUUUUUAUUGUACAACUGAAAGCAAAUGCAUUAAAAGUUUUGUCGUUCAGUUCA